Oenanthe melanoleuca is the source of this 997-nucleotide messenger RNA. RefSeq names its product mitochondrial ribosomal protein S33 (gene MRPS33). Gene Ontology annotation, cellular component: mitochondrion. The coding region runs from base 451 to 771 and encodes 106 amino acids. The record is from RefSeq and is a predicted model, not a curated record. NCBI's taxonomy places the organism in Eukaryota, Metazoa, Chordata, Aves, Passeriformes, Muscicapidae. The transcript is spliced from 3 exons.
GGCCGCGGGUGAGCGGGGCCGAGCCGGGCCGAACCGGGCUGAACGGGGCCGGGCUCGGCUUUGGGUGGGUGGGCUUUGGGAGCAGGUGGAGCGGUAGCGCUGGGUUUGGGUUAGGUGUGCUGGUUCCUAGUGGGCCGUCCUGAAGAUGUCCUUGCUGGAGGUGACAAUAACGAAAGUACUUUUUCAUCUCACAGGAUCACCCUGGAACAGGCUUUGCAUGGCUCUGGCUCCUGGGAGUCUGCAGCCUUUGCUUUGCUUCUCUCCCAAGUGUUCUUAGUUAGGCAAGGAUUAAUGGAGUCCCCAGCCGUAGUUUAGGCUGUUGUAAAUCCUUUAGCGAUUCAGAUCGGGUUGCUCAGACCCCAGGUGUGCAUUGUUCAGGAGCUAAAGGUGCUUUCAUUUUAAGGCUGCAGAAGCUCCACCAGUCUGUGUGUGCCCACCCCUCCUGGGGAGAUGUCCAACGUUUCCAGCUACGCCCUGCGCAUGGCCCGGCUGAGUGCUCAGAUAUUUGGGGAUGUUGUCAGGCCCACGGACUCCAAAUCCAUGAAGGUGGUGAAGCUGUUCAGCGAGCAGCCCCUGGCCAAGAGGGAGGAGGUGUACAACUGGUACCCCCCUCACAACACCUACUAUGCCCUCAUGAAGAAACUCCGCUACUUUGGCCUCUACAGGGAUGAGCAUCAGGAUUUCAAGGAUGAGAUGAGGCGAUUGAAAAAGCUCCGUGGGAAGGAAAAACCAAAGAAGGGGGAAGGAAAGAGGGCUCUCAAGAAGAAAUAGUACUAUUUGAACAGUGUUACUGACUACCCUGGAAAUGCUGGGGAAGGGCUGGAAGAAGGCUUGGCAUGUGAACUGCCUGUGGGGUGCAGGAAACACACUGUGGAAUAGUGGACUCCACCUUGGGAAUGCACUUGGGUCUUCGAAGUUUUACUGGUUUUGAGUUUCUAUACUUCAAAUAUACUGUCUAUUGCAGUAAUAAAAAAAGUGCUCAGUGUUUUUCUUGAAA